UGCAGUCUGCACUGCAGUCUGCCUGCACUCUUCUGCUUGAACGUAGGUUGUUUGUGCAGAGUGUGUCGAUUGUUUUGAACUUUGAUAGGUUAGACUACACCGGGAGUUUAUUUCUCAUUACUUCUGUCUAAAAAAGUAAAUUGUGAAACAUGGCAUCAUUGAACACAGUGGUUUUCAAGUUUUAUGAUGAAUAUGCAAACAACACACCUAAGAAAUUGAAAAUCAUAGAUGCUUAUUUAUUUUAUGUGCUACUAACAGGCAUUGUUCAGUUUUUGUAUUGCUGUCUCGUUGGUACAUUCCCCUUCAAUUCCUUUCUCUCAGGAUUCAUUUCAUGUGUGAGCUGUUUUGUUCUUGCAGUCUGUCUGAGACUCCAAGUGAAUCCCCAAAACAAAAGUCAGUUCUACGGAAUCAGCCCAGAGAGAGGAUUUGCUGAUUUCAUUUUUGCCCAUAUAAUUCUUCAUCUUGUUGUAAUCAACUUCAUUGGUUGAUUUAAAACAAAGCUGUUACGAGAAAAAUCAAUGCAGCAGUAUGCAAUCAAUGAAGCAUCGGUGUAAAAUGUAUAAUUAUGUUGUUUGAAAUAAAAUUAAUUUGUACUAAAUAAAUGAA
Molecule: messenger RNA, 606 nt
Organism: Homalodisca vitripennis (glassy-winged sharpshooter)
Lineage: Eukaryota; Metazoa; Arthropoda; Insecta; Hemiptera; Cicadellidae
Product: dolichyl-diphosphooligosaccharide--protein glycosyltransferase subunit DAD1-like
Biological process (GO): protein N-linked glycosylation
Cellular component (GO): oligosaccharyltransferase complex; membrane
Source: RefSeq, a predicted model, not a curated record